AUCAGAAACCAACUUCUUUCUUUUCAUCGCUUGCGAUUUCAAUUCAAACUCUUUCAUCUUUUUGUUGCUGAAAUUGCAGUUUGCUUCAAUGGGAUCUCAAGACAACUCAUCUCUGCAAUCCAUCCGUUAUCUCCGUGGCUCACUUCAACUACUUGACCAGAGAAAGCUUCCUCUUGAUACCAUCUAUUUGGAAAUUCGAGAUGCUGCUGAGGGCUGGGAAGCAAUAAGAGAAAUGGUGGUUCGUGGGGCACCCGCAAUCGCCAUAGCUGCGGCACUUUCGCUGGCUGUAGAAGUAUCUAAACUGGAGGGAUUUAGUGGAACUCCAGAUGAAGCAGCAUCUUUUCUUAAAAAGAAAUUGGAAUAUCUUGUCUCAAGUCGUCCAACAGCAGUGAAUCUUUCAGAUGCCGCAACUAAACUUACAGAGAUCGUAAUGAACUCUGCUGCAACUGCUACAGAUGCCAAUCAAGUGUUCCAAGCUUACAUUGGAGCUGCAGAAGUAAUGCUGGAGGAUGAUGUUGCUUCCAAUAAAGCAAUCGGGUCAUUUGGAUCUUCUUUCAUUCAGAAUCAACAAAAGGAUUUUAAGAAAUUCUCUGUUUUAACACAUUGCAAUACUGGCAGUCUUGCAACAGCUGGAUAUGGAACUGCUCUUGGAGUAAUCCGUUCACUUUAUGCUGAUGGAGUACUAGAAAGUGCAUAUUGCACAGAAACCCGCCCAUUCAACCAAGGAUCAAGAUUGACGGCUUUUGAAUUGGUGCAUGACAAAAUACCAGCCACUCUUAUAGCAGAUUCUGCAGCUGCUGCUUUAAUGAAAGCUGGACGUGUGCAGGCUGUCAUCGUUGGAGCUGAUCGUGUUGCUGCUAACGGUGACACUGCCAACAAGAUCGGAACCUAUAGCCUUGCCUUAUGCGCUAAGCAUCACGGUGUUCUGUUUUAUGUUGCUGCACCCUUGACUUCGAUUGAUUUAUCUUUGUCUUCUGGAGAGGAGAUUGUUAUAGAAGAAAGAUCAGCCAAGGAGUUACUAAACACCCGUGGAGGUCUCGGGGAACAAGUUGGAGCUUCGGGAAUUGGUGUUUGGAAUCCAGCUUUUGAUGUUACACCAGCUUAUUUGAUAAAUGGUAUCAUAACCGAAAAGGGUGUGAUUACAAAGAUCGGGAAUGAGGUUUUCAACAUAAAGGGUUUUGUACAGAAGACUAUGAGCAACUAACCGAUAACGUGUGCAGAGUUGUUAUGCUAUCGAUAUAAAUGUACUUUGUGUUUCUGGAUUUAGAAUCAUGGUCGGAAAACCGACAUCCGUUCAACAUUGAUGCCUAGUUUGAGGUACAAGCAUGAAUAAAUUUAGAUCUUGUAGUAAUAUGGGAUUGAGAAAAUUCUUGUAUACUUGACUUGUCUUUCUUCACGCGAUACCAUCCAAGCAUGGGAGAAAUUAAAAUCGAUGCACGAAAUAACGUCAUAGAUGUAUUUUUAUUUGCUUUGUUCGACCCAUUUCAUAUACGUUAAUAAAAAAAUGUUAUCA
Molecule: messenger RNA, 1513 nt
Organism: Cynara cardunculus var. scolymus (artichoke)
Lineage: Eukaryota; Viridiplantae; Streptophyta; Magnoliopsida; Asterales; Asteraceae
Product: methylthioribose-1-phosphate isomerase
Exons: 9
Coding region: 89-1204 (371 amino acids)
Molecular function (GO): S-methyl-5-thioribose-1-phosphate isomerase activity
Source: RefSeq, a predicted model, not a curated record